Molecule: messenger RNA, 4559 nt
Organism: Chelonoidis abingdonii (Abingdon island giant tortoise)
Lineage: Eukaryota; Metazoa; Chordata; Testudines; Testudinidae
Gene: SERTAD2
Product: SERTA domain containing 2
Cellular component (GO): nucleus
Molecular function (GO): transcription regulator activity
Source: RefSeq, a predicted model, not a curated record
GCCUGGCCGGCCUGGCCAUAGGCUCCCUGGAGCAGCGUGGGCGGGGCUUUUCCCCCUCCUGUGACUAACUAAAGUCUGUGAGUCACUGCACAACCCAUCAAUCCUAUUAAAUGCCGUGUGCGGGCAGGCGGUGCUGCUUCUGCUGUUCCCUGCGCUGCCCCAGCUCCUGUGCAUGGGCUGCCGCCGCUUCCCCCUCUGAUACAUGGCUGGCUGGCUGGACUUGUUACAGUGUCACAUCCUCCCCGCCAGCUGCAGCACCAACUUCCCCCCCAGCUAGUCUCCUCCUGCCCGGGGCUGCUGCAAAGUGAUGGGAUAGAGCAAAGCCACUCCAGCACCUGGGCUCCUAUUUAUUACAGCCUGUCUCCUUCUCCUGUUCCUUGGUUCUUCCUCUCUUCCUUUCCCUUCUUUAUUUUAUUCCUCCCUUUCCCCUUGUCUCGGAGCCUAGAUUUGUUGAGUUCUUCUGGAAAGGAUAUAUGUUGGGGAAAGGAGGAAAGCGGAAGUUUGACGAGUAUGAAGAUGGGCUGGAAGGCAAAGCAGUGUCUCCUACUGACGGUCCAUCUAAGGUGUCUUACACCUUACAGCGCCAGACUAUCUUCAACAUUUCCCUUAUGAAACUUUAUAACCACAGGCCAUUAACAGAGCCAAGCUUGCAAAAGACAGUUUUAAUUAACAACAUGCUGAGGCGAAUCCAGGAGGAACUCAAACAAGAAGGCAGCUUGAGGCCUGUGUUCAUCACCACUUCACAGCCUACUGACCCUCUGGGUGACAGCUUUCGAGAGGCUCAGCCUGCGUUCAGUCAUCUUGCCUCUCAGCCAGUUCACCCCACUGACUUAGUAAGCACUACACCAUUAGAGUCUUGCCUCACCCCAGCCUCUUUGCUUGAGGAUGACACUUUUUGCACUUCCCAGACUGUCCAACAUGAUGGUCCUACAAAACUACCACCUCCAGCUGUCCAACCGGUAAAAGACAGUUUCUCCUCAGCCUUGGACGAAAUUGAGGAGCUUUGUCCAACACCUACCUCUACCGAGGCAGUAGUAGCAGCAACAGAAGCAGCAGCAGCAACAACAGAUGACUCUAAAGACAACUCCAGUGAGUCCAAUGUUCAAAAGUCUGAGGGAGUCCAAGAGAGCAGAACAAGUGAAUCAAAACUCAUGGACUCUUUACCCGGCAAUUUUGAAAUAACAACUUCCACAGGUUUCCUUACAGACUUGACCUUGGAUGAUAUUCUGUUUGCUGACAUUGACACAUCUAUGUAUGAUUUUGACCCUUGCACAUCUGCUACAGGGGCUGCCUCAAAAAUGGCUCCUGUCUCAGCAGAUGAUCUCCUAAAAACUCUAGCUCCCUAUAGCAGUCAACCAGUAACCCCAAAUCAGCCUUUCAAAAUGGACCUCACAGAACUGGAUCACAUAAUGGAGGUGCUUGUUGGGUCUUAAAGUAUACCGACUUUUUAUGUACCAGUAUAUACACUUGGUAGUAUUUUCACAACCCUUCCCUCCUUCCCCGCCCCUCCAAAUUCACAGCACUGUGCAUGCAUCCUUGCUUGCCUUUUUUUAAAAGAAAAGGAUCACACUAGUUUUUGCUUCAAGCAGAGUUGGAGUGCCUUCAUCCGUGUAUGACCACUUUCAAUGUAUUUUUUUUUAAGUGGUUCCUCAAGGAAGACCUAAUACCCUGGUAUAGGAAAGAAUACAUAUUGUAGACAAUAUUACAAUGAUAUUACGACAAAAAAAUUGAAUUGUAAAAGCUAAGCACAAGGAUUAUGUUGGGGAAAGCUGUAAAUUUGCAUGUGCAUAUUUGUCUAUUUUUUCUAUAAGUUUUAUUGCAAGAGGUAAAAAAUUUAUUAUUUAGAUAAUCUCAGUACCUUUUUGGCAUUUUAGCCCUGUAUAGGUUGACUUAGCAAUUCAGCCCUUUGGAGGCAUUAACUAGUCUUCUUUAAGUGUUGCAUUUACAUGGCUGUUUAGAAACUGCUGCCCAAAUUUAUUUUAUAUUUUUGUACAGAUUCUGCAGUUUAUUAUAUUGUUUUUUCUAAAAACAAAUGCUGUUUAUACACACAAAAUAAUAGCUAUUUUGAUAGGAUUUGCUCACAUAGUUCCUGCAUAAUUGAUGUACAAGAACCACUUGUACUUUUAUACAGAGUUGUAAUGUUUUAUAUGUGUAUGGUGCAAAGAGAAAAAUGGAUCAAAUAAAUCUGCAGUUAGGUCUCCCUGAAUGCAAGCAGUGCUUUAAGAAAGGGCUGGGGGCUGUUUCACAAAUAUUUACUUGCUGCUGUAGCCACCUGUGCACUACUGUGAUUUGAAAACUUAGAGCCAUGUCGACUCCAAGACCUAUGUUAAACAGUUGGCAGGAGAUAAUUGUGAAACUUCAUUCUAAGUGUUCUCUUGUGAGAUCAAGGCUACUGAAAACCUGAUCCUGAAGCCAGUAUGUCAAGCAAACGUAUAAUCUUUUUAUUUUUAAGCAAAGUUUUUUGGUUUUUUUUCUAAAUUUGGAACAGCCAAUUGUCUUUUUGUUACUUGAAAUAUGUUACCAUUUUAGCAAGUCGGCAUUUCCUUAGCUGAAGUGAUUGCGAAUUAUUUUAAUGGGAAUAUACACACCAUUUACAAAUACAUCUUUGUAAUUUUUCUUAAAGAAGAUAUACAUGGUAUUUGUUCCAAUUAAUUUGUGUUCAAGAUUCCACUUGCCCUUUCUUGGAGCAUUCUUUCUCCCUCACUGUGUUAAUAAGUGCUGAAAAAUGCAACUUCAGUAUUACUGCAGUGAAGCUCAUCUCUUAUCUGCACUGGAUGGACUUAUUUUAGUAUCCAUUGCUGUUGAAACUGGAGCCAGUCGUGUGACAUCACUUGGCAUCUCCUCUAGGGUUCGUUUCUUGUAUCAACUGUGUUACCUGCUUUACACUUUAUAGACCUGUUUUACAAUGAAUAUACAGACACAGCUUUCUAUGCAUGUUUCCUUCCCCAGUAACACCUGAGAUGCACCAAUAGCAUUUUCGUAUUCAUUGUGCUGUACAUUUAAUUUAAAAAAACAUUUGCAAUGUAUCGUGCCUGUUGCUGAAAUUGCUAUGGCAUUUUAGUUUUUCAAUGGUACUUUAGCUAAUGAGUGCAAGUUACAACCUAUAUUGUUGACAUGCCUUUGGCUUCUUUAGGAAUAACUUUUAUAUUUAUUUAAGAAAUUUUAAAUUAUGUUUUAUGUCUAUUUGGCAAUAUUCAGUCAAUUCUGCUCACUUCUUGUCAUGGAUAAAAUUGGGUCUUGUCUGCCUUUAAGUAAGAAGGCAGCUUUAUAAAUUGGCACUUUAAACAGGCCAUAUAUAUUUACUAGUAAAUAUAUAUAAUGCACACAUAACACAAAGCAAAUAAAUUUUGCAGUGAAGGAACUGCUACUCUAAAUGCAGUGCAUCAUGUACAAUUAGGAAAUGCUUCUAGAUCCUAAUUAAUCAGCCAGUUUUAGUCUAUUUUAAAGAGAAAUGCUAUCUGACACAACAAGAUGUUGAUAUAAUCGCAAUUGUUUGCUUACAAUAUAGUAUUUUCUAACUUCAAACAGAACAGCAGCAACCAACUAAAAUUAAGGACCAUUUUUAACUGUUGGCUCAGGGCUAGCUGGGGAAGGGUCGCUCUGUUUUGCAUCCAGUAAUGUUUGGCUGUUGUUCAUUUAGCAACUUCCAUUCCUUGUAAGAGAACAAUCCUGCCACAGGCUCCACAACUUUUGUAACUGGAACACCCAAGGAAUCAUAGCAACCACAAGGUGUAUCAAUCUGUAUACAAAAACCUAAAGCUAUGCAAUAAUGGUGAUUGUUCAGAACAAUAACAUGGUAAGCAGUUGAUUAUUGUUGUUCUAAGUUAUUGUAAAUCAGUUCUUAACAACUGCCCUUUCUUUGGAUUAGUUAAUUGUGUUUUUAGACAAGCACCAUAUGUUAGGCAACAGUUCAAAUAAACACCAUUUUUCAGAGCAGUGAACUGCUGUUUAAAAGUGGUUGUUUGAAGUCUCUUUGUAAUUGCAGAACAAGAGAGAGAAUCUCAAAAUACUCUUUACCACUCAAAAGAAAUCUGUGUAUCCUUGGUAAUAAAGUAGGGAAAUCCUUAAUAUUAGAGCACACCUCUACCCCGAUAUAACAUGACACGAAUUCGGAUAUAACACGGUAAAGCAGCGCUCUGGGAGGGCGGGGCAGCGCGCUGCUGCAGACCAAAGCAAGUUUGAUAUAAUGCAGUUUCACCUAUAACGCGACAAGAUUUUUUGGCUCCUGAGGACAGCGUUAUAUUGAGGUAGAGGUGUACUUAAAGGAAGUUGACAGGAGAUAUACAAAGAGCAAAACACCUGAUGUAUAAAAUUAGGCAAAAGGUUGAUAAUUCUUAUUUUGAACUGUAACCUUUAAUUCUAUAGAUUGAAAUGCUUGUUGAAAUCUUCUGCUUUGGCAGUAACUUUCUUUCUAUAGCAUGGCCUUCUUGCAAAGGGCUGAGUGUAACAGUCAAGAUAAGAUUUCUUUAUAAAAGAUGAAUACCCAGGUGAUGUAUUUUGACAAUAAUGUGCAAUGAAGUGACAAGAUGGGAGCAGAAUAAAAGAGCUUUGGAUUUGAA